AUGAAUGAGCAUGAUGAUAGAGUUCUAUCAAGUAAUGACGAGAGGUUUAACAGAUUUUUGGAAUAUAGAGGAAUAAAAAGAGUGCCGAAAUCUACUGAUCAGCAUGAUGAAGAAACAAGGUCUCCUAGAGAAUCCAGAAGGAGUUACAAUUUAUUUUCUGGUAGUGAUGAUGAAUCAGUGGUUGAGGCCAAUAUUAACGCUGAAAACCAUAAUCUAGGCAUAUUCGAUGUCGAUAAUAUAGAUAUUGAUAUGAACGAUGAAAGAGUAAUUGACUAUUUUGGACUUAGUAGACUUGAGGAGAAUCCUGAUGCAGACGAAUUCUAUACUGAAAGAAGAGAGAGCUUUACUUCAGAUGAAUUUAAUGAGGUAGAUUUAAGAAUUGAUGAGAAUAAUGAUGUUUGUACAAGCACCGUUGAUAAAGAAAUUCAAUAUGUUGCUUUCAAUAAAUUCGGAGAUCGAAGAUAUGGGAAUAACUCUAAGGAUCGUACUAAGUAUGAACCUAUCGAGCCAGAGGCUGUAAAUGAUAAGUUUCCACUUAACAGUCAAAUAGCGUUUUUAAAUUGGGAAGCUCAUGAUUCAACAACUCGGGUGGAAAUUGCAAGCUCGAAUGGCCUUGAGAGCAAUGAUGAAGACAAUAAUAAUAAUGAUGAUGAUAAUUACGAUAAUGAUGAUGAUGAUAAUUACGAUAAUGAUAAUGAUAAGGACGGUGAUAACAAUAUUAAUAAUAACUUCAAAACAGUAACUAAUAACCAGAUCGAUAUAGAUCAUGACAAGGAGCCUAUAUCCAAUAAAAAUCAAGAAUACAGUAGAAUACGGAGAAUUUGUAAAACUAAUGGCGGUAUUUAUGAUCCACAUAGGUCUGAAUUUACCGCAAUUGAAGAUUCAGACCCAACUAAGCUUGUUAUUUUACCUCCAGCUCAAAAAUUUAGGGAUCUGAUACAAUUGGAACCUUUAGGAGUUAAGAAAUUAAUGGGUCUUGAUAAUGUUCGAAAAUAUAAGAAUAAUAUAAGUGCAACAAUAUCCGAUUCUGAAGGAAAUAAUUUUCUUGUCACUUGUGCAAAUUCGGAUAUAGUAAUAUUUGAUUUUGAUUCCAUAUCUCAAUUGCCGAAUCACUUACCCGUAUUUCGCUUUGAUACAAAGCCUACAUUUACUUCUACAACGGAUAGACUUAUUUCUACUUGGCCUUAUUUCCCACAUACCAUUAACUUCUUAAAGACUGAUACUUGGCUAGGUAAGCAGAUAUUAGGUGCCUGUCUCGACGAUGGUACUUUAAUGAUAUGGUACGUAGAAACAAUAACAGAACAAUUAACAAAGUUCGGUUUAACAAAAAAUAAUAAAGUGGACAAUGAGUCAGAGCUUGAUAAUUCAUAUACAGAUCAAAAUAGAUUUUAUGGUAUCAAAAUAAACCCAGAUUUUAAAUUGAAAAUGGAGGCAUCUCUUUGGGGAUUAGACUUUUUAUCUUAUGAAGAUGAUGGAGGAAAUAUGCAUAAUUUAAUUAUAGCUUCCGAUAAUUCUCAAAGUAUUGUUUUGUUCUAUUACCACGUCCAAGAUGAAAGGUUUUAUCAUAUUAAGAGUCACCAAGUAUUGCAUAAUAUACCAGAGGUUUCGUUCUUGUCAUCACACAUCCAAGAUGAGAUCCAUAAAAUCAAGGUCGCAUGUGCUUCUAUUUCGGGAGAAUUGAUAAUAUUCAAAUUUAAUUUCAAGUUAAAUGAUGGACCACUUGAUAGAGACGAAUACGAAUAUUUCAGAAAUGAGGUUAUCUAUUAUGUGGAUGCGACCAUGGCUCAAAUAGAAAGCAGACGAGAGAACAGGCCAUCAGAAGAAGAUUUGAGAGAAACGGAACUAAGAAUGAAGAGGUUUCACCGUGUACUAUUUAAUAGUCCAACAGUGGUUAGUAGGGUUUUGCUUGGUGAAGACUGCUGGACUUGUAAACCAAUUUCAUCUAAUGCAUUUAAACAAGUUCAGUCAGUGAGAGCUAUGACAGGAGAUCACAGAAUAAACGAAGAACAGGAAAUACAACAUAUAAUGAACGAGUCCGAAAUACUUGAUUUCCAGUAUGACCCUUUGAAAACAAGUCAUUUGGGUUUGAGUGCCCGCUGGCAAUUUUUCGAGAGUCCAGUUCUAACACUUACAACUAAGUUGACAGAGAACCAAGAUUCAACACUUGAAUCAGCAAAGCUUACUGGGGUCGAUGAUGACUAUAGACGAAUCCAUAAGGGCAUUGAUAAUUUCGUGUGCAAUCAACAACAAAAAUAUAUUUCAAAGAAGAAAUCGUUGAAUGGUAAGUCUUAUUGGCCUUUAGACGAACCAUCCAUCAAUAUGCUUGCGGUAUCUACUUCCAAAAAGUUGGGUCUCUUCAGGGCCGAUACAUUAUAUUGUAAUUCAUCCACGAAGAAACUCUUUAAUUUGUCAAUUCCUUUUAGUGAUGAGAGUAAGUUCUCAAACAGAAUCUCAAUCACCCAUAUAAUUCCUGCACUACUGUGCUUCAUAGCUGUCACCCAACAGGGCCUAAUAAGCAUCAUGCGAUUGUGCCAGCACAGAGGGUUAUUUGGUAUGAGACAAGAACAUAUUUUUCCUAAUGCUCUAAGCUUAGCAUUGGGUUCCCGUGGGUACAGAACGAUUGCUGGUUUAGCAAUUAGGGAUAUGUCUUUACCGAAAUUUCCACGCUAUUUUAUUUAUGUGACCUACACUGAUGGGAUUAUCGUUGCAUACAAGUUAACUGUGAAUAACCUCCAGGACUUGGUUCUUCAGGUGUAG
Molecule: messenger RNA, 2757 nt
Organism: Debaryomyces hansenii CBS767
Lineage: Eukaryota; Fungi; Ascomycota; Pichiomycetes; Serinales; Debaryomycetaceae
Exons: 1
Coding region: 1-2757 (918 amino acids)
Molecular function (GO): protein binding
Source: RefSeq, a predicted model, not a curated record